AUGCCAGGACGUCAAAGAGGGCAACAACGUAAUCAGCGAGGUAAAAGAAACAGUCAUCGUGGCAGACGUGGAAUGAUUCCUACUGCAAAUGGCUUUCUAUAUGAGCCCUCCUAUAAAAUUGACUAUGAGGACGACUUUCGACUCUAUGCGCAGUUUGGUUCUGAGGAAGAGCAAGAAGAUCCUCAACUAUUAAGCAAGAAAGGCCACAAAAAUAAGAAGCCGCAGUACUCUAAAAAAAAUAACAAUCAUCAUUCACAGCGGCCUGUCAAACAAAAAUCAUAUCACACACCCGUCAAGUUCACAAAGGCCACAACCUUAUUUGAAAAAGAAGAAGAAGAAAAGGAUGAUAGCGUAGAUCAAACUAUUCGGUCCAUGACCACACUUCGUCUUGAGGAUGUAGUGGGAGAAGGUUCAAAGGAUGGUGCUUUAAAAGAAAAGGAUGAAAGCGAAGAAGAAUAUCUUAAUGAAAAUGAAUAUUAUGAAGAACAUUCUGCAGAAGAGAAUGAAGAUGAUGAUGAUAUUGAGUAUUAUGAAGAAGAAGAAGAUGAUGACGAUGACGACGAUGAAGACGAAGAAUAUUAUGAUCAAGAUACUUUCUUGCAUUUCUCAGAUACGGAAAUAGAUGAGCUUUUGGAAGAAGAUAUGAUGAUUAUGGAAGAUUACAUGGAGAAUGCAGAAUUUGAUAAGGACGAUAUCCAUAAUAUCCUUCAAUGGUCUGCGCAGCAGGAUCAACAUCAAAAUGAAGAGCCUGAGUUUGAAGAAUAUGAUUAUGAUGAUCUUGACCGCAGCAAUCAUACACAACGAAUAUUGACAGAAAUGGAAGAAGAAGAGGCAAUGAUGACAAAAGAAAAUAUCCAUGGUCAAAUCAUGAAAGGUGUCAAGGAUAAAACCAAGAAAAAAAGAAAGAACCGUCAGCAAGUGGAUGAUGAUGUUGAAGUUGAUCCUGAAAUCUUUAGAUACACUCUAGAAAGGGCAAUGGCAGAAAUUCCUCCAGGCUUACGUCCCGGUAUGCGUUCAUGGUAUGAUAAGCAACAAAAGAGAAAGGAAGCCAAAAAGGAAAAACAAAAACAGAAAAAGACGAGGCAACAAAAGGAAGACAAGAAGAGCAAGAAGAAAAAGAAGAACAACUCUUAUGACCAAGACUUUGAUCUGACAAAGAUUGAUAGGCGCAUAAGAGAAUUCAUAACUGACAGCUCCAUCUCAUGCUAUGAGUUUAGGCCCAUGCCUCCUUAUGUACGGAAACAGGUACACAUCCUUGCUCAAGCCUAUAAUCUUCUGUCAGAGGGCACAGGCAAGGGAGCAGACCGAUACAUUGUCAUCAGGAAGACAUCUGAAACAGAGAUACCAGAGAACCGUAGCUCAAUUGAGCUCUACAUAGAAGAGCUUCAGCAAACAAUUGAUGUGGUUACAAGUCGUCAACGAAAGCACAAUGAACCUUCAGAACUAUCAAAGGAGAAGAAUCGCAACAAAAAGAACAGCAAGGGCACAACUAAAAAACCUGGAAAUAAUAAGAAACAAACGACCAUGCCAGUUCCUGGUACAGUUGUUGGUGACAAUGUUGCGCCUAUCAGUCAAGAUAAUGUUGGACAUCGCAUGUUGGCUGCUAUGGGAUGGCGCCAAGGACAAGCACUGGGAACAAGCAAUGAUGGUAUUGUUAAUCCAAUCAUGGCUGUCGUCCGUAGAAAUAAGUUGGGUCUCGGUUUAUAA
Messenger RNA from Rhizopus microsporus ATCC 52813, 1707 nucleotides. RefSeq lists its product as uncharacterized. The record is from RefSeq and is a predicted model, not a curated record. The coding region runs from base 1 to 1707 and encodes 568 amino acids. Lineage: Eukaryota; Fungi; Mucoromycota; Mucoromycetes; Mucorales; Rhizopodaceae. Gene Ontology annotation, molecular function: nucleic acid binding. The transcript is spliced from 5 exons.